AUGCAGGAUAAUCGGCCUGAACUCUACGAAGAGGUAAAACUCUACCGCCAGGCAAGGGAGCGCGAAAAGUAUGACAAUAUGGCUGAUCUGUUUGCCCUUGUGUCCACGCUGCAAAACCUCGAGAAAGCUUACAUCCGGGAUUGCAUUACGCCUCAGGAGUACACUGCUGCCUGCUCGAAGCUGCUGGUCCAAUAUAAGGUAGCAUUCAAGAUCGUGCAAGGCGAUGAGUUUCCUACGAUCGAUUCGUUUGUUAAAAAGUUUCGACUCGACUGUCCAGCUGCACUGGAACGUAUAAGGGAGGAUCGUCCAAUUACCAUCCGGGACGACAAGGGCAACACGAGCAAAUGUAUUGCCGACAUAGUGUCAAUGUUCAUUACACUAAUGGAUAAGCUGCGACUCGAGAUCCGCGCGAUGGAUGAUUUGCAACCGGAGCUACGCGAUUUGCUGGACACAAUGAACCGGCUCUCACUGAUUCCGGACAAUUUUGAGGGCAAGGAGAAGGUCUCCAAUUGGCUUGCAACGUUGAACACGAUGCAGGCAUCCGACGAUCUAACAGAGUCCCAGGUCCGUCAGCUUCUUUUUGACCUGGAAUCAUCCUAUUCGGCAUUUAACAAUCUGCUUCACACCACCUAA
Anopheles marshallii is the source of this 633-nucleotide messenger RNA. RefSeq names its product vacuolar protein sorting-associated protein 28 homolog (gene Vps28). Bases 1 to 633 code for a protein of 210 amino acids. Lineage: Eukaryota; Metazoa; Arthropoda; Insecta; Diptera; Culicidae. Gene Ontology annotation, cellular component: ESCRT I complex. The record is from RefSeq and is a predicted model, not a curated record. The transcript has a single exon. Gene Ontology annotation, biological process: protein transport to vacuole involved in ubiquitin-dependent protein catabolic process via the multivesicular body sorting pathway. Gene Ontology annotation, molecular function: protein-containing complex binding.